AUGAGAUUUUUAUAUCUUUAGAUAUAUUUUCAGAUUGUAUUAUUUAAACCCUGUUUUCUAAGAAAGUGCCUCCCUAAUCUAUAUUUGAUUUACACUGUACCUCACAUAGUUUCGAAAUUAAUAUUUGUUUUGAUUUCACUCAAUACUCUUGUCAAUAGAAAUGUGAUGAAUUAGCAGCUUAGUACAUCCUGAUCCUGAAUUGCAUGUUUGGUGUAGUUUAGCUUUAUAUAAAUGAAUUUUAGACACUACACUUAGAAUUUCAUAUUUAAACAAUGCCUGGACUAGAAAAAAUACAUUUAGAAGAUGCCUUAGAAGAUAAUCCUCAGACACGGUCUAUGGUUUCGCUGUUUGAACAAGAUGCUGACUUAUUAAGAGAGUAUGUUGAAGUAUUACGAUCACAUUGUGAAAAAGUUCUUAAUGCUCAAAAAGAGCUGGCAUCUGCAACUUCAAGUUUAUCCCAACAUCUUAGAGCUUAUGAAAACCAACGUUUUCCUCUAGACACUGAUCCUGAUAGCGUGCUCAAAACAACUUUAAAAGAAUUUGCUGACACAUUAGAUGAAGUUAGCUCUUUACAACAAGUUUGUGCUGCACAGUUAGGAGAUGGGAUGCUUUAUCCAAUCAACCGAUUUAUUGAUGCUGAUUUGUCUGAUAUCUUUACAAUGAUGGAAAUUUUUGCAUCUGCCUCCAAUGAAAUGGAGCAGUCUGUUACGAAAUUCUGUAAGUGUUCUAAAAAAAGAGACAGUGAGAAAGUCAGACAAGAAGUCAAUGAAGAAGUCUACAUGGCUACAAAAAAAUAUCACCAAACUGCUUUACACUAUUACGCCAGUAUGAAUGCUUUGCAGUACAAACGUAAAAUUGCAUUGCUAGAGCCAAUACUGGGAUAUCUUCAUGCUAUUCGAUCAACAUUCUCGGUUGGUCAAGAAACAGUUAAUACUCCAGAAUUGGAAACUUUUUUGACAAAUAUAGGAACUAGUAUACAGGGGGUACAGACAGAGAUGGGACUUGAAACUCAAAAAACUGUUGAGUUGAUCGAUACUAUCGAGCAGCAAAGUAAACAUUUAUAUUACGCAGAACCUCCUUCUGAUAUGCCAUAUAUUCCCCCUAAUACUGGUCUCUCGCAAAAGAAUGGAUAUUUGUUUUUGAAAACAAAAUUCGCUGGAAUGGUUACCAAAUGGGAACAUGUGUUUGUAUAUACAUUGGGUAGUAAAUUGAUGACUAUGUCAAAAGGCGAUCUUGCCGGUAGUGUUCUAUUGGAACUCGACAAAACUGCAACAACAGUGCCACUUGAAAAUGAAGAUCGACGUAAUGUUUUCCAAGUCACUAAUGGAAAAAAAUCUGUUGUGUUACAAGCUUUAAAUGCCAGGGAACGAGACGAGUGGAUUUCCUCCAUUCAUAAUAUUGCUAAGGACAUUGUAGCUAACAGAUCAUUGACUAGACAAUGCUCUAAGGACAGGUCUUCUAGACAAAAUACAGUUGAAAAGUCUCUAUCAGCUUCAAGUAACACUUCAAGUACUGAAGGGGAUGCUAAGUUAAAUAAUCCUGCAAGUUCUCCCUCUACUCCAGUUGAGAAUCUUUUGUUGGAAACACCUAUUCAGUUUGACUUAUUUUCUCCCGCUGAAGACCGAGAACGAUCACAAUCUAUGGAUCCCCCUGAAGAUUCAACAUCAGAUAAAAAAUCUGUUUUGUCUGAUGAUUCUGGGCAAGACAAUUCUAAUCCUUCACCUUUUUGGGAAGUCUUUGCUGUUCGAUUUUUAGGCUCAAUGCAAGUUCAAAAAGAUAGAGGUGACUAUCUAGUGUACCAAACUAUUCGCCAUAUAAUGGCUGCUAGAGCUAUUCAUAAUAUUUUUAAGACAAAUGAAUCUCACAUGGUUAUUACUCAUAGAACUCUUAAAAUUCUAGAUCCAUCUCAUCAAGCUAUUCGAGCAUAUUAUCUCUUAGAAGAUGUCUCCUUUUGGACUACACACAAAGAAAAUAACAGGCUACUUGGCUUUAUAACUAGAUCAAAAAUUGACCCUGAAAGCAAGCCAUCAUUUCACUGCCAUGUAUUUGAAGCACAACCUUCAGCUGAUGAAAUAUGUACAGCAUUAUCCAAAGCAGCCAACAUUGCUUUAUCAGUUCUUUUGGAGAAAACUCUGAAUUCCACUGAGGAUCAAAACUUGGAUAGCGUAGCUGAUCCUAAAAACAGUUCUUCCCCUGAGCAAAAUGAGAAUAUUCCAAGAGAACCAGAUAAAGAAAAAAGCAAAGAUGCUGAUCUUCCUGAACCCAGUGAUGCAAUAUAAUUAUAUUGUAAAUAAUUUUUUAAUUAGAUUGGUUAGAUAAAAUAGACUCCAGGGUU
Parasteatoda tepidariorum (common house spider) is the source of this 2335-nucleotide messenger RNA. RefSeq names its product DCC-interacting protein 13-alpha. Gene Ontology annotation, biological process: signaling. Gene Ontology annotation, molecular function: protein binding. NCBI's taxonomy places the organism in Eukaryota, Metazoa, Arthropoda, Arachnida, Araneae, Theridiidae. The record is from RefSeq and is a predicted model, not a curated record. Gene Ontology annotation, cellular component: endosome membrane; cytoplasm.